Messenger RNA from Paraphaeosphaeria sporulosa, 530 nucleotides. RefSeq lists its product as uncharacterized. The record is from RefSeq and is a predicted model, not a curated record. Bases 132 to 479 code for a protein of 115 amino acids. Lineage: Eukaryota; Fungi; Ascomycota; Dothideomycetes; Pleosporales; Didymosphaeriaceae. The transcript is spliced from 3 exons.
ACCUUUUUUCUACACUAUACUAGAGGUUCACACACAUUGUCUGUUACUCCACCCUUCUUGAUUCAUUUCUGGCAUUUGAGGAUACCCUAUACUCGACCGCCGUAUCUUACCCACACACUACCACCUCUACGAUGCUUAUUCCCACGAUUCUCACGUUCCUCACCCUCUUUACCACCGCCCUCGCACGUCCCACAGCAGAACUCGCAAAUGUGUACGUAUGCGAGCACAUAAACUGGGGCGGCGCAUGCGUCAACGUCCUCUACGCCAUCGACUCGGGCGACUGCGUCUCGCUCGACGGAACAGCAAGCUCAAUACGCCCGGACAAGGGGUUUAGCUGCACGUUUUACAAGAAUGGCUCCUGCCGCACUUUCGACGGCAGCGCCUCGCUCAAGCUGCAGGACCCAGGGAGCGCGGAUCUGACGAAAGAGGCUGGCGAGUGGAACGAUGCGGCCAGGGGGUUUCAGUGUUUUAGGUUGUGAGACCCACGAAUGGAUGGGGAAAAGGAUGAAUUAUCGUAAUGUAAUGUAAUG